CACGUGAAUUUUCAUGGCGUUGAAGGGCUAGUCCCGAAUUGUCUUGUGGUUUCGCCAAAAUUAUUUGCUGUUUCAGAUAAUUUAUUAUAAACAGCAUUAAUUUUUAAAUUCUUGGUGAGUACCAUGUUAUGUUGCUUGAAGUUUCGCGGACGUUACGUUUACGUGUGCAUUCUGCGCGAGACCAAAAAGUGACAAUGUUGAUAAUGACUGGAGCGCAUAGGGUGGUUUGGGGAGAUUUUGGGUUGUUUCCAUUACGGCGCCUGCAUGUCUGGCCGCCGAUCGGGCGCCGGCAGUGCGUGACUUGUAUUGAUUCCCUGCAUAACUCGGGCGCGGUUCGUUCCUACCUGAAAACACUUCACUCCCGACCCUCAACCGUUACAGUGGACUCCGACCACACAGAAAAUCGAUUGAGGCGACAAUGAAAGCCUUUCUUUGGCCUUUAGGAAUUUUUAAUUAGUGGUUAAGUGGUGAAAAUGACUGAAUACUGGGUGAUCAGUGCCCCUGGCGACAAGACCUGUCAGCAGACUUGGGAUACCCUGAACAAUGCCACCAAAUCAGGCAACCUCAGUGUCAACUAUAAAUUCCCUAUUCCUGACCUUAAGGUGGGAACUUUGGAUCAGUUGGUGGGGCUGUCAGAUGAUCUGGGCAAGCUUGACACUUUCGUCGAAGGUGUGACCAGGAAGGUAGCCCAGUACCUUGGAGAGGUACUUGAAGAUCAGCGCGAUAAGCUCCAUGAAAACUUGAUGGCCAAUAACAGUGACCUCCCCACUUAUUUGACUCGCUUCCAAUGGGACAUGGCUAAGUACCCCAUAAAGCAGAGUCUGCGGAAUAUCGCCGACAUCAUAAGCAAACAGGUCGGACAGAUCGACGCGGAUCUGAAGGUCAAGUCCUCCGCCUACAACGCUCUCAAAGGAAACCUACACAAUUUAGAGAAGAAACAGACCGGGAGCUUGUUGACCCGCAACUUGGCCGAUCUAGUCAAGAAGGAGCACUUCAUCUUGGACAGCGAGUACCUGACCACACUCCUGGUCAUCGUGCCCAAGUCAAUGUUCAACGACUGGAAUGCCAACUACGAGAAGAUAACGGACAUGAUCGUGCCGCGCUCCACCCAGCUCGUCCACCAGGACAACGACUACGGACUCUUCACCGUCACCCUCUUCAAGAAGGUUGCGGACGAGUUCAAGCUGCACGCUCGCGAGCGCAAGUUCGUCGUGCGCGAGUUCGCUUACAACGAGGCCGACCUGCUCGCCGGCAAGAACGAGAUCACCAAGCUCGUCACCGACAAGAAGAAGCAGUUUGGACCGCUGGUGCGAUGGUUGAAGGUGAACUUCUCCGAGUGCUUCUGCGCUUGGAUCCACGUUAAAGCUCUGCGUGUGUUCGUCGAAUCCGUUUUGAGAUACGGUCUGCCGGUGAACUUCCAGGCCGUGGUGAUGGUCCCGGCGCGCAAGAGCAUGAAGAAGCUGCGCGACCUCCUCAACCAGCUCUACGCGCACCUCGACCACUCCGCGCACGCGCACUCCGCCGCCGCGCCGGACAGCGUGGAACUAGCCGGCCUAGGUUUCGGUCAAUCGGAAUAUUUCCCGUAUGUUUUCUAUAAGAUCAACAUCGACAUGAUCGAGAAAUCGUCGGCCUAAAUAGAAUGAAUGCGUCUUUUAAGCUAGGUAAUGUUACCAUCACCAACCGGCUUUAUUAUAUGAUCGAAAUUUUAAAAAAAUAUAUCGGUCAGAACAAUAAUCGCCAUUGUACUGUACAAUUCAGUUGUUUAACACAGGAACCCUUUGCCUUGUUUGUAAAUUGUUUUUUUUUCUAUGUACAGUUUUUAAUGUAGUUUUUAUUUUGACAAUAUUCUAUAAUUUUGAAAAAGAAAUCAUGUAGUUUGUCUGUUUUUGUUUUUUUUUUUAAGAACAUAGCAGGUUUCGUUGUUGGUGAAUGUGCAAAAUGUAUUUAUGUUUAUAAUUUAUUUAACCCGGAAGCGCCGCUGUCACCGACGUGACAUGAGCAAAAUAGAUUUAGAAAAAAAGGCCUUCUGGUUAUUUCUUUACACACACUUUUUCUUAGACCUGUUGUCGUAUUUAAUGAGCAUAAAAGAAAAUAACAUCUUGGAAAUGAAAUAAAAUCGCAAGUACGUUUUUAAUUCACAGACUCCAUAUUGGAACAAUGGGCACACCUUUUGCCAGGAUAGAAAAUAAAUAAUGUUGCCAUAAAAAAAAAUGUUCUUGUGAUUUUAUGAACUUAGCUGAGACAAAUACGACAAUAAAUCAAAAGCACUGUGUUGUAAGCUUAAAAGCUUUGAAUCGGUUGAUUACUUUCAAAUGCAACAACGUGUUCAGUAUUAAAUGUACGACAGUUGCAAAUGUAGAUUUAUGUAUGAUAAAUAAAAUGUUCAAUAAAUAUAAAAAUGAAUAAAUAUUGCAAAAUGCUAAAUGUAAAUAAUAACAUUCCUCAUAUAAUUCGCGUAGUACAUAAAGAAAAUAAAUAUUAUUCGAGUUACUGUUA
This is a messenger RNA of Bombyx mori (domestic silkworm), 2496 nucleotides long. RefSeq names its product vacuolar ATPase subunit C (gene Vha44). Gene Ontology annotation, biological process: proton transmembrane transport. Gene Ontology annotation, molecular function: proton-transporting ATPase activity, rotational mechanism. The transcript is spliced from 13 exons. Bases 474 to 1634 code for a protein of 386 amino acids. The record is from RefSeq and is a predicted model, not a curated record. Gene Ontology annotation, cellular component: vacuolar proton-transporting V-type ATPase, V1 domain; lysosomal membrane. Lineage: Eukaryota; Metazoa; Arthropoda; Insecta; Lepidoptera; Bombycidae.